GUGGCUGGAGAAGCCUUCUGACGUCACCGAGGCUACCACAGUCACCAGACUCUACCACAUCCUCAUCAACCACAUCAUCAACAGGAUGACCAGACGCCUCCAACUGUCAAACUUAAGUCUCAGUGAAAGCCAACUUCGAGAUGUUGGCGGCAAUGUGGUGUUGGGUGGCGAGGCUGCUGCUGGUGCUGUUGCCGAUGGCUCCACCUCUGCUGCGUCCUGAUGACCAUCUCCUACUGCGUUACUACGCCGCCGUCAUGAGAGUGGUGCGUCCAGUUCUUGUGCACGUCUUACAACUCUUAACUAAAAAGAAGAAUCUCAAGCAGCUUCUCUUUGAUCUUCCAGGAUACUCUAUGACAAAAUACAAAAAUGACUUCAAUCGCGAACAAAGGCAGCAGCUGGACGACAAUGUCUCAAGUGAGAACUAUGACAUAACGCUACUGUUCACUUUGCUCCAGAAGGUAGGUGGUUUGGCAGAAAAAAACAAUGACAAAUGGUCGACGCCGGGGACAUUGGAGAACAGAUUAAAACAGCUUAAAAAACAUCGAAAUAUCUUAGCUCAUGAAGAACUAUCAUUAACUCCUGAGAAACUGCAGAACAUUCUAUCCAACAUUGAAGAGCUUUGCCGUGAGGUGCUUGUGUUAGCUGGCCUGAGAUGCCGAAGCCUUGUGAGUGAGAAUGUUAAGGUUAUGGAGGAGGGUCUGAGUGAGGUACUAACAGGAGGUGUUGACCUGUGGGAACCAUACAAGGAGGCACUCCACAACCUGCAACAAGAGCAGUGCAACAUCUUAGUAAGGGAAGGGAAGAAAGAGAUCAAGGAACUAGCUAAGAACCUUCGCAUUCUUAACCCGUUUGUGUGGUUGAUGGAAGAUAACUUUGCUCACUUGGAUGUGAGCCAAAUAUUUACAGAUUUAUAUAUUGAAGGUCAAGGACAGGUAGACACCAAAGAUUUUUUUACCACUUCUCUUCCUACUGGACAGUAUCCGGAUGUUCUGAUAACUCACGGAUCACCUGGGAUUGGGAAGACGAGUUUGAUAAGAUAUUUUAUCCAUGAUUGGCUCUCAGUCUCUCCUUCCAUUAAUGGGAUUGAUGAGUUUGACAUAGUGUUGCCAGUAGAGUUAAGACAUGUAACAAGUGAAGACACCCAAGCGUUGCUCCGUGACGAAGUCCUUCGUAACGCUUGUCGUCACCUGAAGUCCAGUGACAUCAUCCCGACACUGAGUGAGGUGUCUACUCUCUGGUUGCUAGAUGGUUAUGACGAGGCUACUGAGAAAACAAAACGGCUAGUUAAGGAAAUACUAAACAAAUUCCCUAAUUCAAAAUUCAUGAUUACAACUCGUAUUGAUUGCGUUCAUGAACUUCAGAUGUUAGUUAGUGAUCUUCAUCGUAGUCAAGGAGUGUACCAAUUAAGAGGCUUGACCCCAGACAAGUGGAUUUCUUAUGCCAAAAAAUUGUUUUCCGUGACAGUUCAAAAUGAUAUUGAUAAUCGCAGGGACUCUUGCAGGAGGUUUUUACAGUUCAUGAAAGAGAAAGAGAAAGAUAUGUGGGAGAUCUUUAGUGUACCAUUGUUUGUGGUUGUUCUUGUGGUGCUGUGGCUGGAGAAGCCUUCUGACGUCACCGAGGCUACCACAGUCACCAGACUCUACAACAUCCUCAUUAACCACAUAAUCAACAGGAUGACCAGACGCCUCCAAAUGUCAAUCUUAAGUCUCAGGGAAAGCCAACUUCGAGGCAAGAUAAAAUGUUUUCUUAAUUUACUUGGUACUAUAUUCUGGGAAAACUCUCAAAGGUAUAAAUACGUCCUUCUUGAUUAUCAAAUUAAAGAAUUAGAGAAACUGUGUGAGAAGUCUGGGCUGCCGUUCAUGGAAUGCAUGUCACCGUUCUUCCUGGUGAUAGUGAAGUCAUCAAUCACCGGGACACAAGAAGAGUAUCACCCUCUCCACAGGACGGUGCAAGAGUUCCUCGCUGCUCGAGCAUUCUGCGACGCCAUGAUAACCCAGGCUUCUGACGUCCUCACCAUCGCUGCUCACUGGAUGGUAGAGCACAGGGAAAAUUUUACUAAAUAUUUUCAUAAUGAAAAAGUUCAUGGAAAAGAUAAUAAUAAGAGAAAUUUUGUUAUGAAUACGCUCUGUGAGGGAAGCGAUAAUGUGUUUGAUAAUUAUGACUUUGUGGGAGAAAGUAUAUUUUCUGUAAAUUGCUUUUGUCCUAUAUAUGUAACGGGGUUAAGCGUAGAUUUUGAUGAUCCUGUUGAGAGAGAGAGACAUUUUUGUCGCCAGUAUUUCACAUUUUGCGAAAUAGGAAGCUUGAUGAUACCAUUUAUUUGUGGCAUCCUCAAAUUAAAAAAUGAAUUAACACAAAAAAGGGCAGAACAAAUAAUUUAUGUUGUUAUAUGUGGUCAAGAUAGGAUUAGAAACUAUGCUCUUUGGUUACGUCUUUUGGAUGAAACUUAUAGAGACUCUGUGUUCCUCAAGGAGUUAACAUCCCAAAUAUCUCCUUAUCAAUGGAAUCCUAAACUAACACAGCUGCCAGAGGUAGGACAACUUUUACAGUUCGUAAUCCCGGAGUCGCUGCUGGUUCAUCAUUGUGAAAUAGGUAACUGCACCGAUAGUAACUUCAUUGAAGGAAUUCGUAUACUUUCCAGAUUUCCAAUUAGAAUCUCCCUUGAUUUAAGAAAUGGGAUGAAUAUGGCUUCAAGACGUUUCUUCCCAUUUACUCAACUGUGCUUGUCACUCUUGCUGGCAUCAGGGGCAUCAUGUCGACUAAUUGCUCUCGGUGGUCCCCUCAACAAGCAAAGUUUAAGUAUGCUGUGUCAUGCUCGACACCUUGAAGAUCUGUGUGUAAGAGUCGACACUCUGGAAGAUUUGCAAACAUUAGCUCAAAUUACAAACAAUUUACAAAGCCUUACAAACCUGAGUGUCUUCAUAAAUUUUGUUUUCUCAAAUAUUAGUUACAAAUUACUCCCAACAUUUAGCAUUAAACAACAUACAGGAGCAAAUCUUAGUUUUGCACAAGUUCCCAAUCAUCCAUUCAUGGGAUAUAGUUAUUUCUUCGAUGUUGAAUUAUAUUUUAAGCCUCACAAAUGCUCCCCGCCCAAGGUUACAAGCCAUAAACAAAUACAUAGAUUUGUUAAUGUCCGCAGAGGAGGAAGAAUGAGUUACCUGUGCAAACCUACAUUACCAGCGCUUCCUUAUCCCGUCCACCUUGAGGGACUGAAAACAAGUGGGAUUUAUGGGUUCUGUCGAACGAUGUGGAACUUGCCGUCUGUACACUGCCAUUCUCGAUGUGGUGAACGAUGCAGUGAUCCAGUCCUGUGUCAAGACAAGUGCAGGCACACAUCCAUCAGAGCGCCACAACCAACGAAACACCAGUGGUUCCAAUGCCACAGAGCAAUUAGAUAUCAUCAGUCAUGCUUUAAGAGGUUAAGAUCGUUUUACAACAUUUUGUGGAUGAUAAUUGUUGAAAACUUUAAGCCAGGCAAACUAACAUACACAAAAUCAUAUGAUCCAAUCAUCAAAGUGUUCUGUUAUAAUAUUCAGGAUCAGCAAUUAUUGAACAAUGUGUGGAUUAAGUUAAAUAUUUUAUCGCUUAAAGUGUGUGAACUUCUGAUGUAUGAACACAAGAUUUGUAUCCAACAGCAUCGCAAACUUCUGACACACGUGAGAGAACCUUCAAUUCCUGUCUCCUCAGUUCAACUUGCAUUCAUUGAUCCAUUCACUAUAGACGCAACAACAUUCAGAUCUAUGGUGCAGAAGCUCUGUCCAACUCCCUUUAUGAUUUAUGCAUUGAACAUGUCAAGGAAUUCGAGUGAUACAGACGUCGCUCAUCGUGUAUUACAUCUUUGUCAGUCAUUCCCAAGUAUUAAGAGUGUAGCAAUUAAAUAUUGUAUUCCUAUGGAUCAUUCGAUUCAUAAAAUUGGGGAAAUAAUUGAAAAAUGUGCACCACAUUUUAUAUAUAGUAUUUUUAAUAACUUCUAUAUACAAUCUUAAAUAAGCGGAUCCUUUUAUGUGAUCUACUCCCAGAAUUUCAUGUGUAAUAUAUUUCAUUACAAUAACAUAAUUAUGUCGACUUCACGGAUGCCAGAAAUUGAUUAGCAGUCAUCAAGCCCAACACACAAAUGACAAUAGAAUAACGUUGCGUCGACCCAUCAUCAACGUUACUUUGACGUCAUUUAAAUGCACAUACUUAACAGUCAGUGGGCAAAACAUGCUCUAGUUCGUUGAAUGAACUUCGUUUGUUUAACAUGUGCCCAGAGUUAGACUACCCAGAAGACACGAGACAUAGGCACAACGUUUUUUUGAAUACAUUUACGUCAAUUCAAAGUUGUAAAAACGUAAUAAUCUAAAAAACGUUGUAUUUAAGUUAUGUGUUUGUUGGGUGAUCUUUAAGGAGCGUAGUAUUGUCACUACAACAGGCAGCCGAUCCAUAUAUUGUCUUCGCAGUAAAGAUCUAAAUUGAUAUUUAAACCUUCAUGAAGAAAGACGACAGAGGAAACGAAAGAGGGAUGAAGAAAACGUGUGUGUGGUAAAAAAAUGAAAGAAAUACCUUAGAAAACGGAGCGUAGAAGAAGUAAAGAAGAGGAAGAAGAAAAAGAGAGAAAUAUUUACACCUUCCCGUUAACUUUCCCCUCUGGUCCUCCCGAGGAUAUAGGAGCCAUUGUGACCUGAAAUGUCUACAACAGGGAAAACCUUACCCAGUAACUGCUAUCUAAAGUUAGUUGGCAAUUAUUUUAAGUCUGGAGAGAAUUUACAAUACUGCAAGGAACCACUGACCAAGUUUCCUCUCCUGCAGUGGGUUUGUUUACAAAUAUAUUUUUAUACAAAUACACGUGUUUAAAGAUUUAUAUAUAUAUUUGGUUAAAAAAAAUACUUAUUAUAUAUUUAUAAUUUUAAGGUAAAACUUUAAAUUUGAUCUGAUUGUAUUGGUUCCAAAAUAAUAUGCUUCCAAGCUUUAUUUAACUUUAUUAUUCAUUUAUAUGAGAACAGCUUGAGAAAUCAUCUAGGGAUUAAUCGGGUUUACAGCUGACCCAUCUUGCCGAUCGAUAUUCGUACUGUGCUUUAGCUUAAAUGUACAAAUAGGAAGUAGAAAGGCCGCCUCCCUGCUGGGAAAGAUCAAGUUAAUUCUGUACCGAUUUAAAAUUGUGUUUGCUUUUGUUUUUAACUUAUUAUUAAAUGAAUUCGCUUUCUUUUCUUUUAUACCAUGAAUACAGUAUGCUAAUUUGUCAGCAUUCAUUAACUAUCACAUUGAGUUUGAUUAUUGAUUUAUAUAUUCAAUUUAAGUCAUGUAACGUGUUGCAGGCUGUAGUGUUGACAACAAUGUAUUAUAAUUAUUGAGGGUUUGUUAAGAGAAUAAUUGAUUCAAAUUAAGUAGGUGAAAACUAGAAUGUGUUUGAACCGUUUUUCUUUAUCUUGUAUAUUGUAAUAAACUCUUUAUGCCUA
Procambarus clarkii (red swamp crayfish) is the source of this 5432-nucleotide messenger RNA. Lineage: Eukaryota; Metazoa; Arthropoda; Malacostraca; Decapoda; Cambaridae. The record is from RefSeq and is a predicted model, not a curated record.